Closterium sp. Naga37s-1 is the source of this 1335-nucleotide messenger RNA. The record is from the annotation of a GenBank genome assembly. NCBI's taxonomy places the organism in Eukaryota, Viridiplantae, Streptophyta, Zygnematophyceae, Desmidiales, Closteriaceae.
AUGCGACUCCCUCUGUACCUCGCGCCUCCUCGCCCAUCCCUGGCCCAAGUGCGCGCCAAGCGUGUCCGUGUCGUCCGCCCUUCUCUCUCCCAUGGGGUCCGACGGGUGCUUCCAGUCACGGGGCAGGGCAACAGCGAUUUCGCGGCGUCGGUUCUCAAGCCGUGCAGCAGCAGCUUCAAGGAAGAUGCGGUGGCGGGGAUAGGGAGGAUGGGGUUGAGCGAGACGGGGAAGGAGGAGGGUGGUGCGACGAGUGGUGUGGAGGAGGGGGGCUGGGCCAAGUGGCCUGUGAACGGCACUGCAGGGGUGGAGAACGCCAAGGGGCAGCCUGCGACUGUAGCUCCCGAGUCCCACUGCGAUUCCGCCGUGCCGAGAAUGAACCCCUUAAAGCCCGGCAAGCCGGUGGCGUGUGAGCUGGGCAUCGGUACAGCGAAUCCGGACACGACUCGGCCGCAGGGGCAGUUUGCCAAGGAGUACCUCUCUCGGAUGGGCUGCCACCAUGCUGAGACUCAGGCCAAGUUCGAACGCAUCUGCUACCACACGGGCAUAGACAAGCGCCACAUGGUGCUGCCAUGGGACACCGCGGCCAACCCUCUGGUUUCUCCCAUCCCUCUUUUGCUACCACACGGGCAUAGACAAGCGCCACAUGGUGCUGCCAUGGGACACCAUCGCCGCCAACCCCUGCCUGCAGGAGUUCGGCGCGCCCUCCCUCGCCAUGCGCCAGGACAUCCUGCGCAGCGCACUGAGGACGUCAACUUCGCUGCUGCCGCCUGCGAACGCGCCCUCGCCGAGUGGGGCGGGGACAGAGCAGGCAUGGGGGGAAGGGGAGGGGCAGGGGAGGAGGCGGGGGGUGUCAGUGGGGUGAACGGGGAAGGUGGCGUGCACCUGCCGGGUGGGGCCAGGGCAGGGAGGAUAACGCACGUGGUGGUGGUGACGGUGAGCGGGGUGCACCUGCCCGGGCUGGACGUGCAGCUGGUGGAGGCCUUGGGGCUGCGCCGCUCCACCCAGUGCUUGCUGCUGCAGAUGCUCGGGUGCUAUGCGGGGGUGACGGCGCUGCGCAUUGCCAAGGACCUCGCGGAGAAGAAUGCGGAUGAGGGCGCACGGGUGCUGCUCGUGUGCUCUGAACUCAACAGUCUCAUCUUUCAGAUGCUGGGGUGCUACGCGGGGGUGACUGCGCUGCGCAUUGCCAAGGACCUGGCUCAGAAUAACGCGGAUGAGGGGGCGAGGGUGCUGCUCGUGUGCUCCGAACUCAACAGCAUCAUCUUCCAGGUGGGGUAUGAUCUAAUCCUCCACAUGCGCCUCGUCGCGCCGACGACGAUCGUGCUGACUGACUGCUGA